Peniophora sp. CBMAI 1063 is the source of this 3453-nucleotide messenger RNA. The record is from the annotation of a GenBank genome assembly. Lineage: Eukaryota; Fungi; Basidiomycota; Agaricomycetes; Russulales; Peniophoraceae.
AUGUCCCAGGCCAUCGCACCCACGCGCUCGUCGUCGCUAGCCUCCCAGCCGCCACGACGACCGACGCGCGAUGUGCCGCCCCCGCCGCCCGAAUCACCGCCGCCGGCUCCCGCGCCGUGGUUGCCGAGCGCGAACGUUGGGUCGAGCGUGCUAGGCGACGAGGAGGUCGUCCCCCGGGCAGCGUCUCCUGAGCCCGAACCGGCAGAACGGGCCCAGUCGCUGGAGCUGACUGCUAUACGGGCGCACUACCUGAAGAAGACGCUGAUUCAACUGCAAUUCCACGCGGAGAUACUGUCGCUCGUGUCGCCCAACCCCUCGGGAAUAUCCACCCUCUCCUACCUCGGCCCGCCAUUUACUCGACCACCGAAAGAUGACCGCGCACCGCUGGACAUGCCCUUCCUGCGCUACGUCUUCCGGCAGUUCAUAUUGACGUUCCCGUUCCUGUCCAACGUCCCGCCCGACUUCUUCCCCGACAAGGUCCAGCCGUUCGUCUCGUCCCUCCUCACGCGCUCCAUAUUCUCCCCCACGUCUAUAUUCGGAGAUGAGGAGCAGGACGAGGACACGCAGAGCACGGCCAAGCUGCUCAACAAGGCCGAGCGCUCGUCGGCUUUGCUCCUCAACUACGCCGUCAAGAUCGCAGAGCCCGAGCAGGUCGUGCGGUUGACGCAGCAGGAUCUGGCCAGGCUCGAGACGCUGGCGAGGAGGAGAGCGGCCAGGGCAUCGAGGAAGGCGGACGUGUUUGAUGUGAAUAUUAUUGGUGUGCGGGCGGUGACGGAGAAGGGGCGCGUCAGGAGCCGGGUGCAUGAGGAGUUUAUUAUUCGGCUCAGGAGGUCGAGGCAGCAGGACGUCUAUGUGUCGAGGAGGUACGGUGACUUCAAGACUCUAUCCGACGAGUUGCGCAAGCGCCACCCGGAAGAGUUCAUCAAACCACCUCCAGCCAAAGAUCGUACAUACGCAACAGCUCCCACAAACAACACCCUCUCGCCCACACCUUCCAGAGACAGCGCCGACUCCCUCCCGAUCUCCCCCACAUCCCCAACCUACGGCGGUACACCCCAAAGCCGGCUCGCCCGCGAGAAGAACAGGCUGACACUGCGCGCCUAUCUCCACGCGCUGCUCGCGUUGCCCGCUGUAGCUGGCAGCCCGGUCAUGGCCAGCUUCCUCACGAGCGGCGCGAUCCAGCUCAGCCCAUACGAGCUUGACGAUGCGCGUAGGCGUGAGGAGAUGGACAGGCAGCGCGACGAGGGGCGCAAGCACUUCGCGGAUGAAGUUGCCGCGCGCGUCGAUCAGCUGCGAGGGACGCUCAAGAACUUCAAGGGCGAUGUUCUCGGCAAGGAUGGCCUCACACAUCUUUUCGCGGUGAUCAAGACGACCGAGAACGUACGCGACCUGCCGCCCGACUUCCAAGCCGUCAUUGAAUGGGGCCGCAUAUCCCUCGCGUCGACCGUGUUCCAUCACUACGUCGCCUCAGACGACGCCUCAGAGUCCAUAGCGGGCCUCAAACGCAUACACGGUCUCAUGCCCUACUUCCUCCUGAAAUCGGCAUUGAAGAUUUCGAACCCGGUCGGCAUGAUCCGCGCCGUCCUCGAACUCUUCACCGCGCAGCCUUUCGGCGGUCGGUCGCUUUUGCAGCGGAUGUUCACGAGCUCGCUGUACGAGGACGUCAAGGCGAUUCAGGAAGAGAUCGCCGCUGUCACCGAUAAAGUCGACGAUCCGGUCCUGUGCGAGAAGGUUCGGACGUUCGUGUAUGCGCCCAGGGAAAUACAGGCGAUAUACCGCGCAGACGCCGAGGCGGAGGGCAUCAACAUCCUGACAGCCGUCCUCCGCUCUCCCGAAGCGCCGCAGCUAUCUCGAGCGCAGAUGCACAGGGUCUUAAGAGCGCACAGAGCCCACGCGGAGUACAUGCGCUCGAAAGCCGAGCUGGCCGACAGCGACGACGACGACGGCCCGCAAGACGAGGACGCCUGGCUCUUCGAAGACCUGUCCAUCCUCGCGAAGCUCACGAGCAAGCUCCGCGACAAAGAGCAGCUCAUCGAGCUCAUAUUCGAGGGCACGACCGCGGACCUGCUCAAGGACAUCAUCACGAUCUUCUACGCGCCGCUCGCGCAGGUCUACCGCGCGGCCAGCAUCGCGGACAGCAUAGGCGACCUGCAGACGUUCAUCAAUGAUCUGAUAAGGACGGUGGACAGCGCGGAGGAGCUCACGCAGGAGGAUCCGAGGCGGACGGUGCAGAUCUUUAUUGAUCUGAUUGGAAGGCACGAGCAGGCGUUUUAUUCGUUUGUGCAUAAGGUGCAUUCGAAGGGCGAGGGGCUGUUCAGCGCGCUGUUGCGGUGGAUAGAGCUGUUCUUGACUGUCGCGCGCGAGGGAUUGGGGCAGGGAGAGCGGAUCCCGCUCGAGGUGUUGCUACCGCAUUCUGGACAGGAACGCGCGGAUAUCCUCGCGGAAGUCGAUGCGGUCGCCCUAUACCAUUACCGGUUGAAAGUGGCGUACGAGACGAAGCUCCGCAGACGGUUCGGACAGGCGGCCGGUGGACCAACAGCCGAAGACGAAGCGGCCGCGGCCAUCGUCGACGGCUUCGUGCGCGAUUUCAGCUAUGGGGAUAUUAUGAAAGGUGAUGCGGAGGAAGUUGCCGCCGAAGACGAUCGGGACGAGGAAGAUUCGGACGAGGAGGAGGAGGAGAGCAGUAGUGGGGACGAAGAGGAUAGCGAUACGGAUAGCUAUGAGACGGCUACGACUGAAAGCGAGAGUCAGCCGGCGACUGCUACGCUUGCGCGCGCGAAGACUAUGCCGUUCCCUGCUCCUGCGUCUUCGUCCAGACCGGGCUCGAGGCAGUCGCAGGCACAGGAGGACGAUAAGACGCCUACGCCUUCAAUGCGUACACCGUCCUACGUCGCGCAACCGCAGCCUCAACCUGCCCAACAACAACCUCAACCUCAGCCGCAACAACAGAAGACAGGCCGCCAACGUCUUCUCUCACUAACAUCCUCCAACCCCCUCCGCCGCGCCCGCUCGAUGACAUUCGACGGCUCGAAAGAAACAUCGCCCACAUCCCGGCACUCAAUCGACGCCCCGCCCGUCCCCGCCGUGCCCGCCCAUCUCUCCCGCGGCAAACCUUUGCCCGCACACCCAGCACAGGGUAAACCAGGCUUCGAGCGCCCGCCACCUCCACCUCCCAAAGCCUCGAGCUCGCGCUCGAGCUUACUGUCCACGCAAAGUCAAAGUCAAAGCCGAUCCCAGUCUCUGGCGCGUGGGAGUCCGCCUACAACUGCGAGACCGGGUGGGAAGGGUAAGGAGGCUGAUAGGAGCCGGUCGAGGAGCGCUGUGAGGAGCCCGCCGAAGAGUCCGAGGAAGGAGAGGGCGCCGGCUGCGAAGAUGCCCGAGUUGACGAAGGUGCCGGAGUUGUUGCCUUUGUUCGUUGAGAUGAUGCGUCCUAUGCUGCGUCCGAGGUCGUAA